CAAGAUAUUAGUAGUCAAUUUUUUUAUUUCAUGGGUGUGUUCGAUUCUCAAACCCAACCCACCGACCAUCCCUCUUUUCACAAAAUCCCUAACUUUUGGUGAUUCAGCUUAUCGUCUAUGCCAUUUCUUCCCAAACCCUAGUUUCAGUCCUUCGUCCACCGUCCUCCGGUGCACCCAGUUGCCGGCCGUUUCCUCCAAUUUUGUUCACCACCUGCAAAAUCUCUCCCUCCAUCCGAAUCUCUAACAUCUUCGUCACGGUUUGUGUCGCUGAUCUUUGGGUAUACUGAUACUGGGUAGCAAUUUGGUGUUCAAAUCCUUUAUUUUUUUGAUCCAAAGGUAUUGCUGAAAGAUAUAAUAUGGCCAGUUUAGUUUCCGGAGAUUCUUCACAUUUCGGAGUAUCAGAAUUGAGUAGAGUGUCUCAAGAGAAGCCCGAGGAUGGUGGCCGAUGGUACUUUUCUAGGAAGGAGAUUGAAGAGAAUUCUCCAUCUAGGCAUGACGGAAUUGAUUUGAAAAAGGAAACAUACUUGCGCAAGUCAUACUGCACUUUUCUACAAGAUUUAGGAAUGAGACUCAAAGUACCUCAGGUAACAAUUGCUACAGCAAUUAUUUUUUGCCACCGUUUUUAUCUUCGUCAGUCCCAUGCCAAGAAUGACAGAAGGACUAUAGCGACGGCUUGUAUGUUUCUUGCUGGGAAGGUUGAAGAAACCCCGCGUCCAUUGAAGGAUGUCAUCGUUGUUUCUUAUGAUAUCACACAUAAAAAGGAUCCUGCUGCAGUCCAGAAGAUUAAACAAAAAGAAGUAUACGAACAACAAAAAGAGCUAAUUCUACUAGGGGAAAGGGUUGUACUUGCAACUCUUGGUUUUGAUCUAAAUGUACAACAUCCAUAUAAACCUCUUGUUGAGGCUAUAAAGAAAUUUAAAGUUGCACAAAAUGCUCUUGCUCAGGUUGCAUGGAACUUUGUCAAUGAUGGGCUGCGGACAUCUCUUUGCUUGCAGUUUAAGCCCCAUCACAUAGCAGCAGGUGCCAUAUUCCUUGCCGCCAAAUUCCUUAAAGUCAAACUUCCUUCAGAUGGUGACAAGGUCUGGUGGCAAGAGUUUGACGUCACCCCACGUCAAUUGGAAGAAGUUAGCAAUCAAAUGCUAGAGCUGUAUGAACAGAACAGAGCACCUCCAAACCAAGUUAGUGAGGCUGAGGGAAGCGUAGCUGGCAGUGCUGCAAAUCGACCAACUUCAAGAACAUCAACUGAAGAGCAAGUACCAAAUAGCAACUCUUCUCAUGCUGGAGUUGCUACAAAGCCAGGAACCUUGAAGCCUCCAAGCUCUCAACAGUUGCCUGAUCAUUCAAAUAAACAGUCUGUACCCCCUAGAGGCUCCCAUAAUCGAAUUAAUGACUAUGGGAAUUCUGAUCACAAGGCCCAUGGAGAAUUAAGGGCUGUGGAACCCUCAGUUUACCAAGAGAAUCCAGUGGAAGGACAAAAUAUGAAAAAUGGCCCUGAAUGGAACAGUAGUGAAGAUAGUAAAGAAAAAACUAAUGUGGGAAAUAGAGCAAAAGAAGGGGAUUCAAAAGAUAAAUACCAUGGCAAUAAUGUAGAAUCUAAGGAAGUUGGGCAAACCCAAUCACCAUCUGAAAUUAUUGAAAAGAUAGAUACAAACAAGUUGAAAGAAUUGCGUGAAAAAAGAAGGAAGUCUCGGGCAGAUGUAGUUCGAAAGAAAGACUCAAUGGAUGAGUAUGAUCCUAUUAUGAAGGAACUAGAGGAGGGGGUUGAGUUGGCCGCUGCUGAGAGUGAGAAAAUGAAGCAGGAAAAGAAACAGAACUGGACUCAGCCCUCCACCCGACUAGAUAAUGAUGGUACACAUAACAGUAAACUUCUUGAGACUCCUGGAGAUCGGCAUCCUAUGUGCUCAAAGGGCCAACAAUCACAUGGACUAGAUCUGGAGAAUGUAGAAGAAGGUGAGUUGUCUGCAUUGGAAGAUUCUAGCUGGGAUUAUCAAUCACCUAAAUCAAAUGAUCGGAAGAGAAAAGCUGGGAGCCCACUAGACAAAACAAGUGAUGGGAAAAGGUGGCGUGAUAGUAUGCCAGGGGAUUUUUCUGAAGAAAAAAGCAGGAUGGGCCGCCUUGGUUACCCUGACAGAGAUCAUAAAAGGCAUGUACCAGAGAAUCAUGUCUGAGGUGGUUUAUCUUUCCCUGAAGAUUAUCAGCCUAUCUACAUGUUUGUAGUAUAGCAGAGUGCAGCUGCUUGAUUAAAAUAUAGGUAUGUCCAGAAUGCCAUUUGUUUGGUGCUUCUUAAAGUUUGUUGUUGAUUACAUUUCCAGUGAGCUUUCAUUUGUGUUAAAAACUGAAAAGAAGAAAAGAAAGGGAAUCUAGAUUCUAGAAUCUGACUGGUCAAAUUUUGGCUAUGGCUUCUUGACCUGUAUUUUUAUUUUUUCCUUUUUAUCGGAUUAACCAUGAUCAUGAUGACGAUGACUGGAACAACUUGUAAUAUCUUUGUGUAAUGAACGAAAAAUGCUAAUGUGUAACGGCACUUGUAAUCUAGGUAGGAAAUCAAUUAGUUAAACUAUUAAGUGUAUUAUAAUAUAAAACGAUUAUCAUCAUAAAUUAAAACUCCA
This is a messenger RNA of Amaranthus tricolor (Joseph's coat), 2606 nucleotides long. RefSeq names its product cyclin-T1-3-like. Gene Ontology annotation, biological process: positive regulation of DNA-templated transcription, elongation; regulation of transcription by RNA polymerase II. Gene Ontology annotation, molecular function: cyclin-dependent protein serine/threonine kinase activator activity. The record is from RefSeq and is a predicted model, not a curated record. The coding region runs from base 357 to 2168 and encodes 603 amino acids. The transcript is spliced from 7 exons. Lineage: Eukaryota; Viridiplantae; Streptophyta; Magnoliopsida; Caryophyllales; Amaranthaceae. Gene Ontology annotation, cellular component: cyclin/CDK positive transcription elongation factor complex; nucleus.